AAAAGCGUAUCCAUUGACCGUAAAUACUGGGGAAAGAUUUAGGCUACGCCUUCUUUGUCAUUUCGAAGACAGAGAAAAGAAAAAACAACGACCGAAUAGGCUUUGGUCCUCUCUCCUGAAAAAUCGUCAACUCCUCGUCUCAAAAAAAUAAAUAAUCUUCUAUAUUUCAACGAGGUGUUUAAGUUUAAGGAUAUUUAUCAUUUUGUCGGAUUAGAUUUUUAUUUUUAUUUUUUUAGAUUUUUUGUAUUUGUAUUUUCGGCUAAGUAGAUCAGGAAUUGUUUUAUAAAUCGAUUGGAGAAAGAAAAGAAAAUUAAAAAAAGGGAGAAUUGAUGGAUGGAAUAAUGAAUAAGCUAAGGAAUUUAGAUGCGUACCCGAAGAUAAAUGAGGAUUUCUACAGCCGUACACUCUCCGGUGGCCUUAUCACUCUCGUCUCCUCCGUUGUUAUGUUUUUGCUCUUCUUCUCCGAGCUCCGAUUAUAUCUUCAUGCUGUGACUGAAACAAAGCUUGUGGUUGACACUUCAAGAGGGGAAACCCUACGCAUCAAUUUUGAUGUCACAUUUCCUGCUCUUGCAUGCUCAAUCCUCAGCCUUGAUGCAAUGGACAUAAGUGGAGAGCAACAUCUUGAUGUGAAACAUGACAUAAUCAAGAAAAGGUUAGAUGCACAUGGCAAUGUCAUAGAAACGAGACCAGAUGGAAUUGGUGCUCCCAAGAUUGAAAAGCCUUUACAGAGGCAUGGUGGCAGGCUCGAGCACAAUGAGACAUAUUGUGGUUCAUGUUAUGGUGGAGAAGUGGCUGAUGAUGAUUGUUGCAACUCCUGUGAGGAUGUUCGUGAAGCAUACAGAAAGAAAGGUUGGGCUUUGUCAAAUCCAGAUUUGAUUGACCAGUGCAAGAGAGAGGGUUUUCUUCAGAAGAUUAAGGAUGAAGAAGGUGAGGGGUGUAAUAUAUAUGGCUUUUUAGAAGUUAAUAAGGUGGCGGGGAAUUUUCAUUUUGCACCUGGGAAAAGCUUUCAGCAAUCAAAUGUUCAUGUACAUGACUUGCUUGCAUUUCAGAAGGACAGUUUUAAUAUAAGUCACAAGAUCAAUAGAUUAGCUUUUGGAGAUUACUUCCCUGGUGUCGUGAAUCCUCUUGAUGGCAUUCACUGGACGCAAGAACAACCGAGUGGAAUGUACCAGUACUUUAUCAAGGUGGUACCUACCAUGUAUACAGAUGUGAGUGGACACACUAUCCAGUCAAAUCAGUUUUCUGUAACGGAGCAUUUUAAGGGUGCAGAAAUAGGCCAUCUUCAGUCCCUACCAGGAGUUUUCUUCUUUUAUGACCUUUCUCCUAUCAAGGUGACUUUCACAGAGCAGCAUGUCUCAUUCUUGCACUUUCUAACAAAUGUUUGUGCUAUAGUAGGAGGUGUUUUCACAGUUUCGGGAAUAUUAGACUCAUUUAUAUACCAUGGUCAAAAAGCUAUCAAGAAGAAGAUGGAAAUUGGUACUUGGAGAAGAUCAAACCAAGUAGACGAGAAGACCACUGCAACGCACUUACCCCUGUUCAGCUAUUAGCUUUCUUGGUAAACAUGACCGAAAUUUUGUUGACACAUUCUAUGGUUGAAUUAGACUGAUUUCAUAGUUCAUUUAAAAGAUGCCUUAUUACAAGUUUGAGUAGUCUUUGCGACUUGGCCCCAAAAUCAUCGAGUCCGCAAAAAGGCGUUUGGAUAUUGAUUACAUGUUUGAAUCUUCCUGAAUUGGAUACAUUUUAUUUUUCUGUUAGCUGUAUCACAAUGAAAAUCUGUUUGAAGGUAAGAGGGUUUCCACGUGAUUGAUAUGAUUUCUAGAAAACUUCAAGGUUCAGGCUGGUUCAAAGCUAUCAAACUUCUCAAAGCCUUAAAAUAAUAAAAAGAAAAUACAAAAUAAAACGGUGGUCAAAGCUUUGCAACUUCAAAUUUUACUUAACAAAUCAUGACUUGUAAUGUAAGGGGAUGGCAUUUUGCCCUAUAAAUUGAUUAAAACAGGACUUCCGGUCCGGAUGGGUUGCGGAUGGAUAUCCAUUCCCACACCAUCUAAGGCAGAUUUAUGGGGGGAUUUCUUUCUAGCAAUUUUUGCCUUCAAUUUUACUUUUUGUACUUGUAUUUUCAUCUCUUGAAGCACAAAUGAGAUGAGAAAAUUUUCCUUCUUUAAUUCAUUCCUUUUUCAUACCCGUCCAUUUGCUCAAAUUAAAAAGAAAAAGAAUUCAAAGGUGUCAAUAGGGGAAAAUAAAGAACAAAGCAUGAAGAGAGACAACAGAAUAUGAGGAUGGGAUGUGUCACUUAUGUCUUCAUUUG
This is a messenger RNA of Durio zibethinus, 2305 nucleotides long. NCBI's taxonomy places the organism in Eukaryota, Viridiplantae, Streptophyta, Magnoliopsida, Malvales, Malvaceae. The record is from RefSeq and is a predicted model, not a curated record.